Mytilus trossulus (common blue mussel) is the source of this 756-nucleotide messenger RNA. RefSeq lists its product as uncharacterized. The record is from RefSeq and is a predicted model, not a curated record. Lineage: Eukaryota; Metazoa; Mollusca; Bivalvia; Mytilida; Mytilidae. Bases 1 to 756 code for a protein of 251 amino acids. The transcript has a single exon.
AUGGAUUCAAAGCUGAAGUCAGUUCGUGCUGGACACAAAGGAGCCGUCACGAAGCUUCUGGUGAAAUUCGACGAGUUAAAGUCAAAAACAAACACAGAAGUUGACGAAGUGAAAGCCCUUGAUGAUGCUGUCACGCAGAAACAGAAAACAUUGAUUGACCUGAAUAACAGACUUUUGGAACAGACAUCGGAGGAAAAUAUGGAGCAGGAAAUCACCGACUCAGAUGAGUAUAUGUACGAACUUGAUUGCAAAAUUAGACAAAUUCGGAAAUUCAUUAAGUCCUUUGAAACAAAUAUAAUUUCGCAAGAUACUGUUGGUCCUUCAACGAGCAUACUUAACCCUGACGCAUAUAAUUUCACACCCGAAGCUAGAGUUAAUAUGAACACAUGUGCUAUAGAUUCUAUGAACCAGCAGUAUUCAAUUCACGCCCCUGCAGUGCAUACCCGUCCGUCAGAGAAUGUCAUGUUUCAAGUCCAGUCAGAACCGAGAUCUUCAAAAUCUAAUUACCAUAGGCUUCCAAAGUUAGACUUACCCUAUUUUAAUGGAGAUAUUAUCAAGUGGCAGACAUUUUGGGAUUGUUUCGAGUCAUCGAUACACGACAACGACACAUUAACGCCAAUCCAAAAGUUUAAUUAUCUGAAAGCCCAGCUGGAGAGAAGCGCCGCGCAAACAGUAGAGGGAUUCGCUUUGACAAAUGGUAACUACGAAACACAGUCGACCUUCUCAGAGAUCGGUUCGGACAGCCUAGCAAACUGA